AUGAAAGUGGAAGAACUUAUCAUCGAUGGGUUCAAGUCAUACGCCACAAGAACUGUCAUUACAGAUUGGGAUCCUCAAUUCAACGCCAUCACUGGUUUAAACGGGUCAGGUAAAUCGAAUAUUUUAGAUGCGAUAUGUUUUGUGUUGGGUAUUUCAUCAAUGGCAACCGUUCGUGCUCAAAAUUUACAGGAUUUGAUCUACAAGAGAGGUCAGGCUGGGGUAACGAAGGCCAGUGUUACCAUCGUAUUUAAUAAUAGCGAUACCAGUAAUUCACCAAUUGGAUUUGAAUCGCAUGCGAAAAUCUCAAUCACUAGACAAAUCAUACUCGGCGGAGUCAGUAAAUAUCUGAUCAAUGGUCAUAGGGCCCAGCAACAAACCGUGCUUCAGUUGUUUCAAUCGGUGCAAUUGAAUAUUAAUAACCCGAACUUUUUGAUCAUGCAAGGUAAAAUUACCAAGGUUUUGAACAUGAAGCCGCAGGAGAUUCUUUCGUUAAUAGAAGAAGCCGCUGGAACAAGGAUGUUCGAAGAUCGACGGGAAAAGGCAGAAAGAACUAUGGCUAAGAAGGAGACCAAAUUACAAGAAAUUAGAACUCUUUUGACUGAAGAAAUUGAACCAAAACUCGAGAGAUUCAGGAAUGAAAAGAGAACGUAUUUAGAAUUUCAAGAGACUCAAUCUGAUUUAGAAAAUGUGAUGAGAGUGGUAAAUGCAUUUGAAUUCAGUCAACUCUCAAAUAAAAAGAAACAUAUAGAAGAAAGUUUACAUUCUGGUCAAAGUAGACUCGAAGAGUUGGAGGAUACAAUUUCUAGGUUAAAGAACGAAGUCGAGAACUUGGGAAGUGAUUUAGACGCUCUAAAAGAACAGCGGCAUAAGGAGGUUCAGUUAGGUGGUAGAAUGUCGGAAUUGGAAACUAAAGAAUCUGAAAUUUCAAAUGAGCUUUCAAGGGUGCAAACAAGUUUGAAUAUCGCAUUAGAAGAUUCGGGCGAGGAAAAGGUAAGGAUCAGUAACUUGAAGAAAAAUAUUGAGAGGUGGAAACAACAGCAUCAGGAAAAGAAAACUCUAUAUGACUCGAAAUAUAAAGAGUACAAUAUUCAAAACAAGAAACUUGAGGAACUGAAAGCCAUUCAUAAAGAAAAGCAAGAACUACUCUCAACUCUAACGACUGGUAUCUCGUCUACCGGUACCACUGCAAAUGGAUAUAAUUUUCAACUAUCCACCAUCAAAGAGAAGUUACAAAACACUAGAAUUGAAAUAAGGGAGAAGGAAAUGGAAGUGGAAAUGCUUAAAGAAGAGCUCAAUUCAAAUACUCCCAAAAUUUCUGCUGCCAAGGCUGAAAAGGAAAAAUACGAUAAAGAAAUACAAAACAUGCAACAUCAUUGUAAUAAUCUCGAAAAACAACUUGAACAGUAUGGUUAUGAUCCAAUACUAUUGAAAAAUCUAAAGGAUAAUGAGCGUUCCUUAAAACAUACACACUAUCAAUUGAGCCAGGAAACAGAAUCCUUGCAUAGGAAGGUCUCAAACUUGGACUUCAACUAUGUUCCACCUUCAAAGAAUUUUGAUGUCUCGUCUGUUAAGGGAGUUGUCGGACAAUUGUUUACCCUUGACGAAGCAAACAUUGAUAGCUCUGCAGCUUUGCAGGUUUGUGCAGGUGGAAGACUUUUCAAUGUUGUGGUAGAUAACGAAAGAACUGCUUCACAACUUUUGGAACAUGGUAGGUUACGCAAACGUGUAACAAUCAUUCCUCUUAACAAAAUUUCGUCACGAAGAAUCAACGAGUCCAUCUUGCAUUUAGCAAAAGAAUUAGCUCCUGGAAAAGUGGAAUUAGCUAUAAACUUGAUUGGAUUUGAGGAAGAAGUCACGAGAGCCAUGGAAUUCAUUUUUGGAACAAGUUUCAUUUGCAGAGACGCUGAGACUGCCAAACAAAUUACAUUUAAUCCAAGAAUCAGAUCUAGAAGCAUAACAUUACAAGGUGAUGUCUAUGAUCCUGAAGGAACACUUUCAGGAGGAAGUAGGAAUUCUUCAAAUUCACUACUACUUGAUAUUCAGAAAUAUAAUCAUGCAUCAUCGAGGCUCAAACAAGUUGAGAACGAUUUGCAGGAAGUCGGCUCACAAAUCAAAGACCAGCAAAUGAAAGCUGAAAACUCAAAAAAUGUGUUAUCCGAAUUGAAUUUAGCCACACAUAAGCUUAAGUUAGCUGAGAAGAAUGCACAUGCUAGCAACGCAAUGCAGCUAUUUAACCGUAAUGAAGAAAUUCUAACUCAAUUGAAAAACUGUGAAAUGCACAUAUGUCAGUUGACAUCAUUGACCAAAGAAUACGAAACUGAGAUAAUAAACAUUCAAAGAGAUAUGGAAGAAUUCAAUAAAGACAAGGGUUCAAAGCUCAGGCAGUUAGAAGCUAAUCUCUCUGAAGUCUCUGCAGAAGUGGAAAAAUUAGACACUGAUACGGCUAAGCUGUUUGAUGAAUAUCAGAACUUGAGUUUUGACACAGAACAGCUACACACAGAUAUUUCUAACGCCCAAAAUGAAGUAUCAAUUGCAGAGAAAAGGCUUGCAGAACUGGAAACAACGUGUAAUGAGUACGAGGGCGUUGUGAGGACCAAAAAGUCUGAACUUCACGAAGUACACAGUAUUUUACAAGAGGAAAUGUCCAGACUUUCAGGAAUGGAAGAUGAGAUAUCAGAACUAGAGUUAUUGCUUAAAAAUAAGAACCAUCUACUUUCAACUUCGGAAGUGGAUUUACAGAAGAUUACAAACGACUUGCAUAAAUACAAGAAUAACACUUUUGGCAUCGAUCAAGCCAUUGAAAAUUUAAUCAACGAAAAUGAUUGGUUGGAAGAUACUUCCAUGGUCAAUAGCAUCUUGACACAGAAUAAGAACAUUAAUCUAGAUCAGUACAAGAAACGUGGUUCCGAUUUAGCCGAAAGCUUUCAGAGCUUAAGAAGGAAGGUGAACCCAGAGGUAAUGAGUAUGAUUGAGAGUGUAGAGAAAAAGGAAACGGCAUUGAAAACAAUGAUUAAAACCAUUGAAAAAGAUAAGCAGAAAAUUCAGGAAACUAUCGAAAAGCUUAACGAAUACAAACGAGAAACUUUAAUAAAAACAUGGGAGAAAGUCAGUGUAGAUUUCGGAAAUAUUUUUGGCGAUCUUCUCCCGAAUUCAUUCGCCAAAUUGGAACCUUCAGAAGGUAAAGAUGUAACCGAGGGAUUAGAAGUUAAAGUUAAAUUAGGUAAAAUUUGGAAAGAGAGUCUGGUAGAACUCUCUGGUGGACAGCGUUCCCUAAUUGCGUUAUCAUUGAUCCUUGCAUUGUUGCAGUUCAAACCUGCACCAAUGUAUAUAUUGGAUGAAGUGGAUGCCGCAUUAGAUUUAAGUCAUACUCAGAACAUUGGUCAUCUUAUUAAAACCAGGUUUAAAGGCUCCCAAUUUAUCGUUGUAUCGUUGAAAGAAGGUAUGUUCACUAACGCUAACCGGGUGUUUAGAACUAGGUUCCAAGAUGGUACAUCAGUAGUUAGUGUUAUGUAA
Messenger RNA from Kluyveromyces lactis, 3513 nucleotides. RefSeq names its product condensin subunit SMC2 (gene SMC2). The record is from RefSeq and is a predicted model, not a curated record. The coding region runs from base 1 to 3513 and encodes 1170 amino acids. NCBI's taxonomy places the organism in Eukaryota, Fungi, Ascomycota, Saccharomycetes, Saccharomycetales, Saccharomycetaceae. Gene Ontology annotation, molecular function: ATP hydrolysis activity; protein binding; ATP binding. Gene Ontology annotation, cellular component: chromosome. The transcript has a single exon. Gene Ontology annotation, biological process: chromosome organization.